CUGACUGUCUGGACCACAGGCGGCACCUGUAUGCUCUGUCUUCAGACCUUCCACGGGGGAGAACCAGUUUGCAUGGACAGGUCGGGCCCCCACGCUCCAGGAGAAAGGUCACAUGGGCCUCAAGCUGGAACCUUGCCCAAAGGAAAGCUUCAGGAUGGGCCCUUGGAGGCUUUCGGAGCGGUUCCCAGAUGUUGACACCGCUGGCCCAGAGACCAGGCUAUGAGAACCACGGAUACAGCCCAAUGCCCUGGUUUCACGGGAAGAGGAACAGAGCCAGAGAACAAAGAACAACAGCUUGUCCGAAUCAUCCUCCGGGGGAGCACAGAGAAGCUACCAGAACUCACACCUCCGGACUCACUCCCAACUCAGUGCCCUGUACCAUAUGACACUGCCACCCCUGCCAGGGCUGCUCUCCCGGGAAAAGCCCAGGAAAAAGCCUUUGCAGGCCAGCGUGGCCCUGGACAACAGCGGAGACAGCGGGCUGGCCUGGGAGGGCAGCGUUCCACGUAUCCCCGGGGCCACCCAGCCCGUCCACCUGGCCCACUGCCCGGAGCCGGCUCUGCUCCCAGCCUGGCUUCUGCAGCAACCCAGAGCAGCGCUGGCAGCAGCGCUGGCCGCAGCCCCGAUGGGCAGCAGGGCCAGCAGCGGCUCAGGGCGUUGGCAGAGUGGCCAGUAGAGGAGUAUCCCACGGGGGAACUUGUGAGUGCCCUGCGGGGGCCUGAGCCUGCCUCCUGCUCCUCGUUCCUGCCCUCUCGGGCUCGCCAGGCUGAGCCUCUGUCAGGCUGUCCUGUUCCUGUGGUCCCCCGCGCUGGCCAGCCCCCUGACUCAGCACAGGAAUGGGUUUUAGCCCCUUGCAGGAGAUGCCCUGUCUACACAGGCCAGACACGCACAGCAGAGCCAGGGGGAGCUGCCCAGCUUCACCCAGGUGCCUGGCCCACGGCCAGCUGCUUCCCGGGCACCAGGGGACGGCCAGCAGAGGCCCCUGCUAGCUGUGAUUGCCCCUCUGCCCAGCCUGCCGUCAGUGACCCUCUUCGGUGUCCCCAUGUGGCCUCUUUUCAGUCCCACUGAUCACUGUUCUCAUCUCCCUCUUGUCUCUGGCUUGAACAGGGAGCUCCAGCGGCUCUGAAAGCAGAGCAGGCGGGUGCUGACUGGGCUCACUCUUCCCCAAGAACAACGGCCAAGCCGGGUUGAACUUAGGAAACGCCGCAUGCCCCGAUAUCCUGAGCCCUUUCCUGAACACCUUCCUUGGGUCACUCUCUGGGCGGGGCUGCCCUGGCCAUCAGUGGAGCUGGGGGACAGGUGCUCAGUGCUCCUGGCUGGGGAAUGGCUUCAUUGCUUUUCCCUCCGCCUCCUGCCAGGAGUGAAGCCUCUGCUGGUGCUGCUGGCCACUGGGGGCCUAGGAAGCUCUGGGCAGGAAGGCGGGAGGUACUUGACCGAGGCAGUUAGCAAGACAACAGCCUGGGGUUUUGCCGUUUUUUUGUUGCAAAGCAAGCCUGUUCCUGAUGAAGCCUGGUACUCUGCUAGCCACUGGGGAGAUGUGGGUGUGACACAGUUCCCGCCCUCCUGGAGAUCAUUCACUACCUGUGUGACCUUGGGGAGGUUGCUUAACCUCUCUGAGCCUGUUUCCUCAUCUGUCAAAUGGGGAUAGUAAAAAUAUCUACUUAAAGGCAUGUUGUGGGGAUUAAAUGAGUUGAUGCUCCUAUAAAUUGUUGGCAGAGGUGCCUACUAUAUACCGAGUACUCGCGAAAUGAUGACUAGAAACCUGUCCCAUGGUCGGGAGGCUCA
This is a messenger RNA of Mustela erminea (ermine), 1785 nucleotides long. RefSeq names its product protein transport protein Sec24-like At4g32640. Lineage: Eukaryota; Metazoa; Chordata; Mammalia; Carnivora; Mustelidae. The record is from RefSeq and is a predicted model, not a curated record. The transcript is spliced from 3 exons.